GUCGCGGAUACCUCCCCCCCCUCACGCAGCAUCCUCCUAAUACACAGUAAUCCUGCCUGCUGCUCGAGCCCGUUGUACAUACCUGGACUGGCCGUUGAGGGGGAACGAGGUGCAAUUGUCCAUACACGCUUCCGACGCUGUGCGAUUCAUCCACAGUGCAGUCACCCAGCACUCGCCCAGCACAGCAACACAGCACACGGCAGACAAAAUUCAACCGCAAUCUCAACACACACACACACACAUCGUGCUGCUGUCGUCUCAGGUCUCUUGACUGCCACUCAUUUUGCCCAAUUGCGUCCACAUCCCAACUACCGCACCCUCUUUUGUUUCUGUUUGACCUGCUGUCGCAGUACAUGGUCCCUCCUACCACAAUACACACACACACUGCCCUCACUAAUUAAUUCUUCCCUAUCCCGCCUCGCUCUCCACACCUCAUCAGUCACCACCCACACACCCACACGUCCACACGUCCUCACAUCCUCACUCACAUCCACACCCGUCCACCUCAGUGUCGCCUUGCAUUAGACCGGCGGCCCUCACCACGGAUCCCCCCACCUCAGCCUGUCGGCGCUUCUGCACCUGGCGCAUGAUAAACACCACACAUAGUUCCUCCCGUCCCUGCAGAUUGGCCCAACCUAUCACGGCAAGAACAGCCGCGUCCGAAGCUCCUCCUCUGGUCCCUAGUCUCCCGCUUCCUCGUACCUGCCUCGCCUGCCUGUGCAGCCUUCGUCUCUCUGCGCCCAGCUGCUGUCCCUCAUUUCCCUGAAGAGGCUUGCUCUUCCCGUCCGCAGCUGGCACGGUUUCUCGACCUGGAGAAACCCGCCCAACCACCACCGAACCGAACCGCCCUCUCAAGCGACAAGCUGCACGGGAACGCGACCUGACUGGCCCCGGCCGACCUCGCACGUAUCCUCGAGCUCGUAGGAGAGGCUUGGUCACGGUCCGAUACAAUACACCACCGCCCCUUCGAGCGACACGCAGCGCCACUAGGAGCUGUGAUCGACACUGGCCCUCUCUCACUCACGACCACCCUACUUGGAUCUCAUCUUGAGCUUCGUGCGACGAUGAAUAAGUUUCUGGCGUAAUACAAAACCCACCACAAACCCAGUAUCUCCCGCCUCGUCGCAGCCAGACCCGCGCCUUUCAGCAAGACGGCAACAGUCGUAUUCGGACCAGGAUUGCGAGUGCUGCUUCGGUGUGAGGAAACAGGCGAGGGUGAGGCCACGACCCAAGUGGCGUGUCACCUACGACCGCCAGCGCCAUGGCCCAAAGCUGCAUAUCCCUCCAGGGCUCGACGACGUGUCCGUCAUUUCAGUCCGCGUCCAUUUCAACAGAUUCCACGCUGGUGGGCUUCUUUUCAUUCCUCCAAUUCGUGUCAGACCGUGCAUCUUUUGAUUCACAACUCGAAUCCUAUGUCCAGACGACAUACGUGCAGGACAAAUAUCAGACAUUGUUUGGCUGUGCUAACAUCGAGCUGACCAACACUUCCAACCUCUACGCACGCUUCACGACUUCUGUAAUAUGUAAUGCCAUUGUGCAGAACUCGAUCAAUUCUUGCGGACUGUCAUCCUCACAGUCGCGGCCUCUUUGUGCCGACACUUGUGCACAAUUUGCACAGACAGAAGCGUACUACGUGUCUGACAACCAGCUAUGCUCGAACCCCAGCAGCGGGGCUACCACACAGAUCAGGGCGGAUUUCACAAACUGCGCGCUGCCCGCAGACUCGCUGUCGUCGGAUAGUUGCAUCGAUGGCAUCGAAAAUGAGCCGGACAACUGCGGUUUCGGCAACAGCACCAUCGGCCUCUGCUCAUAUUGCGCAUCCGGCGGCACUAACUCGACCGACACGUGUUGCUACAACUCGAAUGCCGAAGACCGCUGUGCAGGCGUGACACUGCCUUCCAUCACAUCGACAAUAACUCUGCCAACCUCCACGUCCAGCCCUUCCCCCACGAGCACUGCAGCUGCCGGUAGAAGCGGUCUUAGCGGGGGUGCCAUCGCCGGGAUUGUGAUUGGGAGUAUCGUUGGUGCUGCGCUGAUCAUAGGUCUGAUCUUGCUGUGCUGCAUUUUCAUCCGACGCCGCAAGCAAGGAAGUCAGCAUGGGAGCAUCUUCAAUCAGCCGUCCCCCGCGCGGAGAGGCCCCAUGUCUCAGGCCGGACCCCCUAGCACGACACCACACGGAUACGAAGUGCUGCCUGGCGGUAGGAUUGCCAGGAUGUCGGCUCUAGAGGGCCACUCGGGAGACGCGCCUUCUCGUCAUUCCGAAAGCGCCGCGGCAGUCGGCGCUGUUAGAAGCAGACGCGUUGAAAACCACUCCUCUUCGAGUGAAUUCGGGGACAGUCCGCAGUCGGAGCCCCGUGCAGGUGUUUUGCGACCACCGCCAACGUCGAUGUUGAAGAGGACGGGCUCGCUUUCGAGCGGAUCCGUGCUUCUUGCCGGCGAGGAUGCUGGCAGCAACGGAAUGUCAUCACCACACGCUGUCGCAAGCCAGCAAUCAGAGCAGUUGCCAUACUUCAAGGACUACUACUCCCAAGAUGAGAUUCACCCUGGCGAUCGCGUCGCAGUGCUCUGGGCUUACCAACCACGCGCGGCCGAUGAGUUCGCCCUCGAACGUGGUGACAUGCUCAAGGUUGUCGGCAUCUGGGACGAUGGCUGGGCGACUGGUGUGAUGGUGGACGAGCGGGCUGAUGAAUGGGAGGCUAGACGCCAACAGCAGCGAGACAGCGGCGUCUCAAACACGUCUGGCCGCGGCCGCGACCUAUCACCACCCGCCAGCGGCGAGAUCAAAGCCUUCCCACUGGUUUGUGUCUGUCUACCGGAGCACUGGAGGAAAACCAUCGACAGCGACACCUCGACCGAGGCGGCAUCCAGUGCCCACCAGCGCUGAAGUGUACAUUCGCCACACUAAUUUUCACGACUAUACGAUUUUCUUCCCCCGUAUCGCGUCUUGACACAGCCAGAGUCUUGCAUUGCAGGCGUUCGAUACCAUUUUUCUUUACGAACAGAGGAGGCAGAUGAAGCAUAUUUGGUCCGGGAUGUCUUCGCCCGCCCAGUCAGUCAUGCAACGAGCACCCACAAUGGUGUACCGGGUGACGGUCUCGGAAGGAUGACCAGGAAACAUAGAGCAGUUCCAACAGUGCUACGACACGUUUAAUGCCCUUUACCUUAGACGACCUAAUAUCUUCUUUUCUCCUGCACCCUCCCCUUUCAUUUCAUUAUUUUGGUCUAAAUAUACCCAGGUUUGCGACGAGGUGUUUCUAGGUGGUGGGUGACUCGAGGGGAGGGGCACAAAAUCAUGUAAUUUUUUGCCUACCAUUCAGGAAAGAGGAGAUGAUAUGCGCUAGGAAGGUCGCUGAGGAUUACGAUGCCUUAUGCGGAGGACGGGGAGAUAUCGAGUUGAACGACUUCAAAAGCCCCGCCGUGGUUGGCAAUUCACUCAGUAUUUCCAUGGGCAGCCGAAUUUGAAAAGUGCAUUGCUACAGUGACAUCUCGCUCUGAGAACUUCAAAACCUGAAGCAGGCCGCGAAGGAAGAAACAUAUUUGCUUUAUUAGGGCUCGUGACCAGAGCAGCCAUGAGAUGGAUGGUAGGGCGGCCGAAACGGUGAGGAGAGUGGAACGACAAGGACUAUUGACUUUUUUUGAGUGGAUUAUUCCUGUAAUUGAAUACGCGGUGCAUUGAAUGAAAGCCAGAAAAAAG
This is a messenger RNA of Diaporthe batatas, 3694 nucleotides long. RefSeq lists its product as uncharacterized. The transcript has 4 exons. The coding region runs from base 1262 to 2884 and encodes 540 amino acids. Gene Ontology annotation, molecular function: protein binding. NCBI's taxonomy places the organism in Eukaryota, Fungi, Ascomycota, Sordariomycetes, Diaporthales, Diaporthaceae. The record is from RefSeq and is a predicted model, not a curated record.